Molecule: messenger RNA, 1409 nt
Organism: Salvia splendens (bonfire salvia)
Lineage: Eukaryota; Viridiplantae; Streptophyta; Magnoliopsida; Lamiales; Lamiaceae
Product: cis-3-alkyl-4-alkyloxetan-2-one decarboxylase
Exons: 13
Coding region: 155-1318 (387 amino acids)
Molecular function (GO): epoxide hydrolase activity
Source: RefSeq, a predicted model, not a curated record
UAAACCCUAUCCCCAAUUCCAGUCGACUGAUCAAAAUCACCCUAUCCCAACUCCACUGAUAUUCAUUCAAUUACAUAAUUUUAGUGCCAAUCCACAAACGAAAUAGAAACCAACGGUCAUAACUGUCACCAAAACAGAGCUUCCUUCCAAUUCAAUGGCACUUUGCUUCUCUGCUUCACUUUCAUUUCCCAAGCGUCACCCUCUCAUUUCUACUCCUCAUAACAUCUCAAGAAAGAGAAAUCUACCACUCAUUUGCCGAUCAAACAGCGAUUCCGAUGAGGAUUAUUUGUUGGAUGCUCCAGUUUCAAUCGGAGAUGGAUUUUCCUUCAGUGGGGGGAAAUACUCAGACGAACCAAGCCCUGCUGAUGAAUGGUUCAAGCAAGGAAAGAUUGUGAAAGCACACCCUGUUGGUGGAACUGGUGAGAAGGCCAAGGAUCCGAUUUUUGGACUUGCUAUGGCCGGUUCUUCGCAAGCCUCUACUGAUCUUUUCAGAUGGUUCUGCGUUGAAAGUGGAAAUCCUGCUAACCAGACAGUGAUUUUAAUUCAUGGUUUUCCAUCACAGGCAUAUUCGUACCGCAAGGUUCUACCCAUUCUCUCUAAGAAUAAUCAUGUUAUUGCUUUUGAUUGGCUAGGAUUUGGAUUCUCAGAUAAACCCCAACCCAAAUAUGGCUUUGACUACACAUUGAAAGAAUUUGUAGAUUCCUUAGAUUCUCUCGUCAACGAACUCUCAAAAGAUAAGUUUACUCUUGUUGUCCAGGGAUAUUUUUCACCAGUUGUGGUUAAAUACGCUCAAGAUCAUCAGGAAAAGCUUAAUAAUCUCAUCCUACUAAAUCCCCCACUGACUGUGAAACACGCCAACUUGCCAUCAACGCUUGCCAUUUUCAGCAACUUCUUGUUAGGAGAAAUAUUUUCUCAGGAUCCUCUGCGAGCCAGUGAUAAAGCCUUGACAAGUUGCGGUCCCUAUCAGAUAAAGGAAGAAGUUGCAAUGGUUUAUAGAAGACCAUACCUCACAUCAGGCUCUUCUGGAUUUGCUCUGAAUGCCAUUAGCAGGUCGAUGAAAAAGGAGCUAAAGGGGUAUGUAGAAGAUAUGAGAAGAAUCCUUGGGGAUAAGACGUGGAAGGUCCGAACAAGCGUUUGCUGGGGCGAAAGAGAUCGUUGGUUAAGCUUCGAAGGUGUGGAAGAUUUCUGCAGAGAAUCCAACCAUCAACUGAUCAAAGUCCCUAUGGCAGGGCAUCAUGUGCAGGAGGAUUGCAGCGAGGAAAUAGCAAAUAUCAUUGCCAGAAUCCUAAGAGCAUCUCCUAUGGCGCCCCUCCGGUAGGACGUCCGGUCGGACACCGGGAAGGGCGACGGGACGUCCGCCGUUGGGAGGUCGGAGGUCGGAUACGGACGUCCCGUGAGGACGUCGGGUG